Molecule: messenger RNA, 1500 nt
Organism: Nothobranchius furzeri (turquoise killifish)
Lineage: Eukaryota; Metazoa; Chordata; Actinopteri; Cyprinodontiformes; Nothobranchiidae
Gene: aimp2
Product: aminoacyl tRNA synthetase complex interacting multifunctional protein 2
Cellular component (GO): aminoacyl-tRNA synthetase multienzyme complex
Source: RefSeq, a predicted model, not a curated record
GACGACAGCGUGGCCUCCUUCCGGUGUGCGCUGCUGCUCUGGUAGCUGCUGUUGCUGCCUGUCAUCUCCAUCACUCAUCCCCAGAAGUCUUCUGUGUCCACGUUUCCUUUUGUUUUCCCCGUCGUGUCUCUGACACAACUGUAGGUGUCCUCCACCAUGCCCAUGUACCAGGUAAAGCCCACGUGUGGGGAUGACAUAAAGAUUGAUUUGCCAACCUGCAUGUACAAGUUACCGCAUAUCCACGCGCAGCAAGGGGACAGCCGCAGCUCCGAGCACGCGCUUCAGAACGGUGAGGUGGACCCAGCAGUCAGCGCUCUAGAGGCCCGGCAGGACGAGAUCCUGAGGAAGCUGUAUGAGCUAAAAGCAGCCGUGGAGGGCCUCGCUAAGACCGUUACCACACCUGAUGCCGAUCUGGACGUGACAGUCAGCAGCAGCUUCUCGUCACAAAGUUCCAGCUCCAUCAUGUUGGAAGGCAGCACAGAUCUGGACACACUUCUGGGGGAGGACCUUGGUGCUCUCCGGGACAUCGUCAUCAACGCCAACCCAGCUCGGCCCCCCCUGACCCUGCUGGUUCUCCACAGCCUGCUGUCUCAGCGUUACCGGGUGCUCUCCACCGUUCAUGUCCACUCCUCCGUUAGCAGCGUGCCGCCACAGCUCCAAUCCUGCCUUGGCCCACGCCAUCCGGACAGCUACGCCCGCCACCUGUUUCAGCUGGGCUUCACCCUUAUAUGGAAAGAUGUUCCCAAGCUGGAGAUGAAGUUCAGCGUCCGUAACAUGUGUCCGAUUGAGGGGGAGGCCAGCGUGGCACGCUUCCUCUUUAAGCUGCUGGCUCCGUAUCCCAGUGACCCUGCAGCUGCUACGCUGGUGGACAGCUGGGUGGACACGGCCUUCUUCCAGCUGGCAGAAGGCAGCUCCAAGGAGCGGGCCGCCGUCCUGCGGGCCCUCAACUCCGCUCUGGGUCGCAGCCCCUGGCUGUCCGGGCCGGAGUUCUCCCUGGCCGACGUGGCCUGCUACUGCUGCGUUCUGCAGAGCUGCGCGGCGUCCUCGGCUCCGGCGAACGUCCAGCGCUGGAUGAAGUCCUGUGAGAACCUGGGACACUUCAGCUCCACCAAGCAGCUCCUGCAGUGACCGGAGGCUAAAAGGAAUAAACUAUCUCAGCCAUGUCUGUGAUUCUCUCUGGUACUUCCCCACCUUUACUGUACUACAGCACCACUCUGUCUGCCUGGAAACAAGAUGGCUGAUGGGUAGCUCAGUAUCUACCUCUGCCACGCUGCUCUGUAAAACAGGGAGGAAGCAUUAGAGGACUGAGUAGGCAACGGCUCGGUGAUGGGUUAAAUUAACUGACACACACACACACACACUGUAAACCCUGCACCUACAUUGUGCCUAACAUGAUCCCGCUCUAAGUGUGUGUUAAUGUGUGAUGACCGGUAUUAGUAAUACUUUAUACCAGUUGUGUUUUUUUUUCUUAAAACAUUAAACCUUUGGGUCAAACUUUCA